AUGAGGACCCUUAAUUUUAUCACAGGCAACAAAAAUAAAUUGGCAGAAGUCCAAGCCAUUCUCGGCGACACAGUGGAAGUUCAAAACCGUGCCAUUGACGUCCCGGAAAUCCAGGGCACUUCAGAGGAAAUCGCAAAAGAAAAAUGCCGCCGUGCAGCCGAAGUGGUAGCGUCCGCCAAUCUGAACCAGAUAGGUGGCCCUGUCUUGACAGAGGACACUGCACUUGAAUUUCACGCGUUGAAGGGGCUCCCUGGUCCAUAUAUUAAAUGGUUCCUCGAAGCUCUUGGCCAUGACGGCUUAAACAAAUUGCUUGAUCCGUACGAAGACAAGUCCGCUGAAGCUGUUUGUACAUUCGCCUUUUGCAGAGGCCCCGGAGAAGAGCCUAUACUGUUUCAAGGAAGGACCGUGGGUAAAAUCGUAGCAGCACGCGGCCCAGCGAAUUUUGGAUGGGAUCCAAUCUUCGAAUACGAAGGCCGGACCUACGCAGAGAUGGAUAAGCAGGAGAAGGUAAACCCUGAAAACAUGUGUCCCGUUGCCUUAGUCACUGAUCGAUGA
Molecule: messenger RNA, 555 nt
Organism: Rasamsonia emersonii CBS 393.64
Lineage: Eukaryota; Fungi; Ascomycota; Eurotiomycetes; Eurotiales; Trichocomaceae
Product: Nucleoside-triphosphate diphosphatase
Exons: 5
Coding region: 1-555 (184 amino acids)
Biological process (GO): nucleoside triphosphate catabolic process
Cellular component (GO): cytoplasm
Molecular function (GO): nucleoside triphosphate diphosphatase activity
Source: RefSeq, a predicted model, not a curated record